AUGUUAUUUAAUUUCUUGCGAAAAGCAGGACUAUGCAGUCGACUCAGAGGCUCCAAGAAAACAUCAACAUCAACAAGCACCACAUCGCCAAGUACGAUAUCAACAACUCCUACACCAGCUUAUGCGCCUCAUUCAGGUUCAUGCUGCUGCCCCACAGUGAAGACCAAAAUCUUACCACCACUGAAGCUCCAAAAUCUUCUUGUUGUGAUUGCCAAAGUUGUGGAGAUGUUGUGUAAUUUCUUGAAAAAAGCAGAUUCGUGCUGUUGCCCACAUUGUAAAGAUCAAGAUCUUAUCACCACUGAAGCUCCAAAAUCUUCUUGCUGUGAAUGCGAAAUGCAAGCUCAAGUUGAGCCGGAGACUACACAGAUACCAAUGCCAGCCGCUUGCUCUUGCCCACCAAUUGAAAAGCAAACAACAACUGAAGCUCCAACGAUUCAAUAUUCACCAUGCGAUUGCGGAAUGAGCAUUGAGUCUACACCAAUACCGACUGAGGCACCACAAGCAAGUAAAUCAUUGCUCUAG
Messenger RNA from Cylicocyclus nassatus, 522 nucleotides. NCBI's taxonomy places the organism in Eukaryota, Metazoa, Nematoda, Chromadorea, Rhabditida, Strongylidae. The record is from the annotation of a GenBank genome assembly.